Molecule: messenger RNA, 1719 nt
Organism: Capsella rubella
Lineage: Eukaryota; Viridiplantae; Streptophyta; Magnoliopsida; Brassicales; Brassicaceae
Product: WAT1-related protein At5g13670
Exons: 7
Coding region: 142-1281 (379 amino acids)
Cellular component (GO): plasma membrane
Molecular function (GO): transmembrane transporter activity
Source: RefSeq, a predicted model, not a curated record
AUGAGGGGCUUCAAACAGAAUUUUAUAUAUGUACACACACACGCAUAGAUAUAGCUUCUGUUUUCUUUCUUUUCCGAUAUAACAAAGCCAAAACAACUCUUUUCUCUAACCAAGAGAGAAAAUUAAAGUUCAUAGUUCAGAAUGCAGCUUGAGAGAGCAAGGCCAUUCUUGGCCAUCGUCUUCAUUCAGUGUUUGUACGCAUUGAUGUCUAUAGUAGCUAAACUAGCUUUGAACGCUGGCAUGAGCCCUCACGUCUUAGUUGCUUACCGGAUGGCAGUUGCUUCAGCUCUCAUUACUCCUUUUGCCCUCGUCCUUGAGAGGAACACAAGACCACGGAUGACCUUCAAAAUCUUGUUUCAAAUAGCCAUCCUUAGUUUAUUUGAGCCUGUGGUGGAACAAAACCUGUACUACUCAGGGAUGAAACUUACCACUGCCACAUUCACAUCCGCUUUGUGCAAUGCACUUCCUGCAAUGACAUUCAUAAUGGCCUGCAUUUUCAAGCUUGAGAAAGUGACAAUGAGAAGGCGUCACAGCCAGGCAAAGGUGGUGGGAACCAUGGUGGCUAUUGGAGGAGCCAUGUUCAUGACUUUCUUGAAAGGGCAUGCCUUGGAGCUGCCUUGGACAAAGAACUCAAGGGGUCUCGAUGCGCAUUCACAUUCUCUGAGGAUUCCAAAACAGGAAGAUAUAGCAAGAGGAUCACUUAUGCUUGUAGCAAGCUGCUUCAGUUGGUCAUGUUACAUCAUUUUACAGGCAAAGAUUCUGGUUCAAUAUCAAGCUGAGCUCUCGCUAACAUCUCUAAUGUGCAUUAUGGGGAUGUUGGAGGCUACUGUUCUGGGAUUGAUAUGGGAAAGGAAAAACAUGUCAGUCUGGAAAAUCCAACCGGACGUGACGCUUAUAGCUUCAAUAUAUGGGGGACUUGUAUCAGGGUUAGCAUACUAUGUUAUUGGAUGGGCGUCAAAGGAGAGAGGACCUGUGUUUGUGAGCGCAUUUAACCCGCUCAGUAUGGUUCUCGUUGCUAUUCUGAGCACCUUUAUAUUCUUCGAGAAGUUGUAUCUAGGAAGGGUUUUUGGGUCAGUUGUCAUUGUCGUCGGGAUAUAUAUGGUACUGUGGGGUAAAAGCAAGGACGAGGGAGGAAAGCUUCAACCAAACGCUGGGUGCACAGAGACUGUAGUAAAGAUUGACGAACUAAAGGUUCCAACGCAUGAUAAUAACCAAGUAGUACCCACCAGUGAGCAGUUAAUGAUCCCAAAGGCAGCAGCUCGAUUUCACGACUCAGUCUGAGAUGCCGGUUUUGUUCCAGGAUCUCUAUAUACCGCGCAUAACAGUUUUGAUAGUAUUGAAAUGAUGGUUUGCAAGAAUAAGAACAAGCAGUGCGCUACAAGGUCCCAUAAAACCUUAGAAUUUGGAGUUUUUGCAGUAGUUUAUAUACUUUAGUAGGAGAACUAGGCUUCAUGAAACCCUAAGGCCAUCAUAGCAGUACAGAAGUUAGAGUUACAGAGAAGAAUGGAUUUCACUUGUAACAAAAACCUUCCAGUUGAUAACUCAUCUUCUCAAGAGGCCAAAGCGACAGCAUCCUUGCCAUAGAUACGCUUAAGCUCAAGGCUGGCAACUUGAAAUGAAGCUGAAAAGAUACACAAGUAGAAAUGAUUGGCUUUUGUAUCUUGUUGCCAUGCUCUAAGAAGCUUUAUCCUAUUAAAAUGUCUAUGUUGAAUUACUACC